Messenger RNA from Colius striatus (speckled mousebird), 1292 nucleotides. RefSeq names its product abhydrolase domain containing 14A (gene ABHD14A). The record is from RefSeq and is a predicted model, not a curated record. The transcript has 4 exons. NCBI's taxonomy places the organism in Eukaryota, Metazoa, Chordata, Aves, Coliiformes, Coliidae. The coding region runs from base 382 to 1161 and encodes 259 amino acids. Gene Ontology annotation, cellular component: cytoplasm.
CCCUUGCCGGACCGAGCCGAGGCGAGCCCUGCCGAGUCGCUCUUAGCUUGUUCCGAGCCGAGCCGAGCCGAGCCGAGCCGAGCCGAGUCAAGCCGACGCCUUGCAGAGCCUCUCCGAGCUCCGCCGAGCCGGGGCUGUCCUCGCAGCCCUCGCCUCCGAUGCCGCGGGGCGGCCCCCGGCCGGCAGCUCUCGGGGCCUGCAGCGCGGCGGGCUCCCGGCAGGCGGAGCCGAGCAGCGGGGCUGGGAGGCCGCACGGCCGGCGGGAGCUGAGGGGCGACGGGGCCGGCGGCCGGAGCUGAGGGCAGCUCGGUGGUCUACGCCGCGCUGCAGCAGCGGGGGCCGGGCCCCUCGCUGCCACUGUCCUUCUCCGGGGCGGCGGGGAUGGCGCUCGGCCGCGGCCGCCUGGGGCUCCUGCUCCUCGGGGCGCUGCUCGCGCUGCUGCUGUACCUCCUGCUCCCGGCCGCGCAGCACGGGCAGCGCUCGGGGGGUGCCCGCGCUGCCGAGGGGCUGCGGGGCCGGCGGGCGGCCAACGCCACCGCGCAGGCGGGAGUGGCCGUGGGGAAGCCCCCGGUAUUCUUCAGGGAGGUUUCCGCAGGGCCGCAGCCCCGCGGCGCCGCCGGUCCCGGCAGGCCCGAUGUCCUGUUCCUGCACGGCCAGGCCUUCACCUCCAAGACGUGGGAGGCCUUGGGCACGCUGGCGCUGCUCGCCGCAGAAGGCUACCGGGUGGUCGCCAUAGAUCUGCCUGGCUAUGGGGAUUCACCCCCAGUGGAGACAGUGGCCACGGUGCAGGGCCGGGUGGCUUUCCUGGACCAUGUCCUCCAGGAGCUGGGCAUGCGGAGGCCCGUUCUCAUCAGCCCCUCCAUGAGUGGCCGCUUUGCCCUGCCCUUCCUGCUGGCACGGGGGGACCGCCUGGCUGGCUUUGUGCCCAUUGCGCCCGUGGGCACCAAGGACUACACUGCUGAGCAGUACCGGCGGGUCCAGACGCCCACCCUGAUCCUCUACGGUGCCCGUGAUACAAGCCUGGGGCUCCAGGCUCUGCAGAACCUCCAGCACCUCCCCAGGCACCGUGUGGCCGUGCUGCCCGGCGCUGGCCAUGCCUGCUACCUGGACAAGCCAGAGGGCUUCCACCGGGCCCUUCUGGGCUUCCUGCAUCAGCUCUGAGUGCUGGAGGUGGUGCCGGGCGGUGGGAGAGGUGGCUGCCGUCAGGGAGCCUUUCCUCUUUUGGAGUGUCUCCAGGAUGGCAAGAGAGGCCGAGCUGAGGGUGUCCCUUGCUGGCAGGACGAGGCGUCAUC